CAAAAAAGAGAAAAACAAGACUUUUGGAACUGCGCUUUAUUUAUUCAUUAUUUUCACUAUUUUGCAAAAAUAAUGCACAUAUAUUGGCGCCAGCAGCCGCCACCAAGCAAAGAACACCCUAAAAAGUAAGUGGCGAGACCCGAAUAGCGUUUAAACUGCGUUUAUUUGCCACAUUUCCGUGUUCCCUUAAAAGAAAACAAUAACAAAGGUCUGGUGUUGUUAUUGUUGCUGCUGCUGCUGCCCUCGCUGGAGAAAUAAAGUAAAACGCACAAAGCGGAAAACCUUGGGAUUGUGAUCAGAGCAUUGACCAUGUCGUGGUUCAAUCCCUGGGAUGGCCUCAAGACCAAGAUGUGUCGCUACCUCCUGCAGCGUUAUUUGGGUCAAUUUUUCGAGAAUAACCUGAAUUUGGAGCAGCUAAAGGUGGAUCUCUACAAUGGCAAGGCGGUGGUGGAGGAUAUAUUCCUAAAAGUGGACGCUUUCAACGAUCUCUUCGAGGAUCAGGGCUGGGCCUUUGAGGUGGUAUCGGGUCACAUCGGCUGCCUGACCGUGGUCGUGCCCUGGAAUGCCCUGAUGACCAACGACAGCAGCCUGGAGAUCUCCAACUUGACGAUAACCCUGCGCCCUGUUACGCGACACCAGAGCGGCACCACGAUGCUGGAAUCCAUGUGGUCAUCGGUUAGCAGCUCCAUGCAAAUGGCCGAGGAGUGCAUGAAGCAGGUGGAUGACGAUGUACCCUUCCUGAAUCACAAUAACGCCCUGAUCGGGCUGGAGAAGUUCGCGGAGACCAUUGACAAUGUGCUGAAUCGCAUUCGCGCCAAGCUAACGAACACAACGCUAAAUAUUGAGUAUCUGCUGCCUCGCUCGGACCGGAAACUGGUGCUCUCCGUCCAGGCCAGCCAUGUGGAGUACAAGAAUAAGACGGGCUACGAGAUGAUGUCCAUGUCCACCUCCCAGAACACCGAUACGGAGACGGAGACGCACGAGGAGGAUCCCAAUGGCAGCUUUAAUGCCCUGCCCAUGAUAGCCAAGCACAAUCUGGUGAUCGAGGGACUGAGUCUGCACACCUCCGAGGUCCUGGACGUCUACCUGCCCACUCCCUACGAGCAGCUGUGCAAGAUCGUUGAGCUGAAGGGCGCCCAGAACAUACAGAUCAAUAUCAAGCAGACGGAGAAUAUAGUGGGGCCCAAGGUGAGCCUAGAACUCAGCCUGGACGACAUCUACUUUAUGCUCACGCCCCGGCAGAUACACCUGCUCGUGGAGCUCUCCAAGGGCUUUAAUAGCGGCGGGCAGCAGGAGCGACCGAAGAAGGGACGCAGCCUCAAGUCAGCGCCGCCCAGUGAGUACCAACAGCAGCAGCAGCAGCCCACCAGGAUGACGGGAAUCCUUGGCCAGAAUGCGGACUGGUCAACGGGUCUAACGGAGCCGGAACCUUCGGAAUACUCGGGUGGCGGAAGCUUUGCCCCCCGCAGCGUUUACGCGCGUAGCAGAAAAAUGAGUGAGUCCACCAACAGCAUGCUCACAUCCUGCACAAAUACGCUGCAGCAGGAGCUGGGCUACACGGAAAAGUCCGGGGAGAUACUCAAGUUCAAGGUGCAAAUCUCCAAACUAUAUGGCGUGGCGCUGCACAAUGAUAUUCUCAUCCAGAAUACCGCCCACAUUGAUAGCUGCAGCAGGGUCUUUGAUCAGGCGAGCUACCAACGAUAUUCGGACACUGCCAGUGGUUUCUUUCGGGGCGCCCUCCUCGAGCAUCACCUGCCCCUGGAGCAGCAGCAUUAUCUCCUCUUGCGCGCCGCUCCGAUCAUAGUGAGUGGCAGCCAGCAGCGUUACUUCCAGGAGCUCACAUCGCGAACAACUCUGUCGGCGACGGCGGUGGAUCUCUGCGAGAUUCUGGAUGAGGUCCGCGAGCACCUGCUGCUGUUCGAUCGCCAGCGAAACUGCCCGGAUGGCUAUCACAUCCGACCCGAGAUCGUAAUCACCCAGAGUUCCUCGUUUAUGUUCAAGCAGAACCACAAUCGUUGCACCAACAAAAUCGAAUGUAUUCUGGAUGAAUGCACAGCGGAACUGGAUAUAUCCAUUUACGAUCGACUGGGAGCCCUCUUUGGCAGUUCCCCCUUUGCCAGGGAUUCGGAGGCAGUUGCUCCGGCUGAGGUUUAUCCUGAUUCUGAUCCCAAUCAAACGGAGUUGAGUGUAAAAUGCGAGAAUCUUCGCCUGCAGCUGCGUUUCCCAGUGGUAGAUGGCAGGGCGGCCAAUGAUCCGCAAAAGAUACCCUGGUGGCAGAAGAACGUACGUCAGGAUUUCCUUGCCCUGGAAUUCCGUUCGCUGGUGGUCAGCUUCAGGUCUCAGAUCAGCAUUGCUUCGGAUGAACUGGAGGCGUAUUACUGCGAUGCGGAGAAGCAGAGUGCCGUGCAUCUGCUGAGGUGCCAGCAGUCGAACAAGAAGAAGAUCCAAAUCGAUGUGCUCCAGCUGAGGGAGAGCAGUGAAGCCGGAGCAAAGAAGCCACCGCGUAAGUCACCCUUUAGCUCAAAGUGUACCUUUGGUUAUACGUCCCACGUGGAGGGUUUGGACAGUAGCUUGGACAAAACGGAUUCCCUGUUGCCCGGGGAGACGGAGGAGAUCAAUGAAUUUUGCGAUAGCUGCACUCAAGCCUCCAAGCUGAAGAUCUUCGCCUUCAUUCCGCUGGUCAAGGUGGUGCUGGAGUCCAAGGAGAUGUACGAGUUGAUAUACAAUCGCCUGAAUGGUGAUCUCUUCAUGUGGGAGCCACGUUCGCCGCACUACGAAAUUAACCCAGAGGGGGAAACGGGAGAGGGUAGGCACUUGGAGGCUGAGCCGCAGCUGGAGGAGUUCCGGCGGAAUCAACUUCUCAGUACCAGCGCCAUGGAGAGCAGCAUUUACUUUUCCAUGGCGGCUUCUAAUCCUCCUCCGCCGCCGCCUCCUGUGGCCAAGAUUCCCAAUGAAGCCUUCUCCUUCGAGCUAUUUGUGGAGGAGGGUUCCCUGAUCCUAUUUUCUCACUUCCUGGAUCCCGAGACCAAUCAGCGGGCCAAGGAGUGCGGCAAGUUCCAGGUGAAUCUCAAGGAACUGCGUCUCUUCACCGUCAAUGGCCUGGAUAACGAUGCGAACAGAAGCUUCUUUUGCAUACAGCUGGGCGAGAUUGAGGCCCUGCAUUGUGGCCACACUCGACAGGAUCUAGACCUAGCUUGGAGUGAUUUACCCGACAAGAACCUACUCCCCACCAUCCACAAUUUCCCCAAGACUCAGCAGGCAGGUGGCCGAAGGAGACUGGAGGUUCUGUCCGUGGUGGCCGAGAUCAAGAAGCAACCGGAGCAGCGGAUAAAGCGCAUGAAGAUGUCCUUUGGCAUUACGGGAGCCAUUCUGCAGCAUCACUCGUGCCACUCGGAGCACAGUUGGCUGAAUCAACUCAUGGACUUCAUGGACGUGGCUGACUUUCCCAUCGAGGAGUACGAGCCCUUUGCCGUGGUCUCCGAGCUGCAGCUGCAUGUUUGGAAUUCCGGCAUUGACUACCGGCCGAGAUUCUUCCCCCAGCGAGCCUUCCUGGACCUGGGCUAUUGCACGCUGAGCAGCAACAUUAUAUCCUCCAUGAGCGGCUGUACCCUGCGGCUCCUGGCCGAGGACUGUGUGCUCCAGUUGGGCUGGGUUGCGGCGUCCCAGGAGGCGAUGAUACCAGUGCUGAACCUUGGCCUACUCAACAUAUCCUUCAGGUUGAACGAGGAGGGCAAGGGACAGCCGCGGGUGGAUUUGCGCUCCUCCAUUCACGACAUGCACAUGAUGACCUGCUACGACUCGGCCUCGGCUCUGGCCCAGCUAAUAGCUUAUGUGGCCAACGAUAGGGACCUGACACCGCCGCCCGAGGAGCCCGUGCUGAAUGAGGAAGCCGCACAAGCCGCAGAGCCCAAGUCGUUUGAAGAUCAGGAAGUGAGCGAUCAAACCCAAAACCAUGUGAACAAACUAAUGGCCGAUGCUGUGAUGGAUGUGGAGUGCUCGCCCAAUCCCAGGGUUACCAAGUCGCCAAACGGAGGAGAGGAGGGCAUUGAGAUCUUCUACUUCCCAGAUGAGCCCAAGGAGAAGAGAAAAUCGACGCCGGUGAAGCCGCAAAGCAAAUCCCUGAUGGUGGAGAGCCCCUCGGUGAUUGGCGACAUCUUGGACUUUGAGUCCAACGUCAUCCUGCAGUCCUACUACGAACAGAGUCAGGUGCAGCAGUCGCAGGAUAGUCUGGGUCUGGGGUCCGAGGUACAACUGGAGCUGGGAUCACUGGGUAACGGUUCCCUUCUGAUGGAGGAACGCGACUUUGAUAUUAUCCACGACGAGGAGAUCUCGCGCAUGGACAAGUUCGGGGUCAAGCAAAUCUACGUCUCCGAGGAGCCGCUCCAGAUUGUGGACAAUCACUUCUGCUUGCCCCACGAAAAGGUGGAUUUGCUGCGUCCGCCGGCCAACUUCCCGGUGGCCGAAAGCAGUUAUACCCUCUGCGAAAUGACCUUCACCUGGCAUCUUUAUGGCGGAAGGGAUUUCCCCGAUGAAUCGCCCAAAAAGUCAGGAUCUACAACCGCCUCAUCCAGUGGCUUUGGCAUGUCUGAUACGUACAAGUAUGGCGUGUCCCAGGCACAGGAUCAAGAGAAGCCGGAGAGAAAAAGCUCAAAGAGAGGAUUGCCCAAGGAGCCCAAGGGCUCCAAUCGCAAUUUGGAGGUUCUGGUGGAGAUUCAGCUGUCAAAGAUUCGAUUUUCCUACGAAACCUAUCCCCUGACAUCCAUUUACUCCUCCCGUCAGGUGCUCCUGGUCUCAGAAAUCGAGAUCAGGGACCGGCUGCGCUCCUCGGACAUCAACAAGUUUCUCUACCAUCCCGCUGGCAACAAUUUGUCCCACAAACCGGACGAGAAUAUGGUGAUAGUAAAAGCUCUAAAUGUGCGUCCCAAUCCGCAGAAGAGCAGCGCCGAGGAGUGCUCCCUGCGCGUCUCCAUUCUGCCCAUCAAACUUAACAUCGACCAGGAUACGCUGCUCUUCCUCGAGGACUUCUUUUCGGGUAUGUUCCGGAAUUCCAGCAGCAGCAGCAGCUCCUCCAGUAAAGCGGGGGGCAGUGGCUCCUCCAAUUCGACAGACAUGCCAGUGAUGUCAGUUAGCAAGCUGCCGGACGAUCUAACCGACGAGCUGCCCGCCGAGUCCGAGGUCAAAGAGAUGGUCGAACGAAAUCUGAAUGUGCUGAUUGAGGAGAACAGCCUGGACACGGAGCUGGAGGAGGAUCCGGCCACUGCUACGCCCGUGUUCUUCCGCGAGGUGAUCUUCAGUCCUGCUUUGCCCAUUUGCUUUGAUUACCAUGGCAGGCGAAUAGAACUGUCGCGGGGACCCGUCACCGGACUCAUUAUGGGCUUGGCUCAGCUCCAGGGAUCUGGGAUCUGCCUGCGUGAGAUCGUCAAUCGUCGGGGCAUCCUUGGCUGGAAUAAGCUGUGCGAAUUUCUGGCCAAGGAGUGGCUAAAGGACAUCAAACGCAACCAGUUGCCCAACAUCUUGAGCGGCAUUGGGCCCACAAAUGCAGUCCUGCAGCUCUUUCAGGGCGUCUACGAUCUCUUCCGCCUGCCCAUCGAGCAGUACAACAAGGAUGGCCGAAUCAUUCGAGGCUUCCAGCUGGGAGCACAGAGUUUCACGGCUCGCACAGCACUGGCCGCCUUGGAGAUCACCUCGAGGAUCAUACAUUUGCUGCAAUUCACAGCCGAGACCACCUUCGAUAUGCUCUCGGCGGGACCAUCGCUGAAGAAGCGGAAGGGCGGCCGGCAUGGCGGCAAGAGGCGGCGACAGGGACGACCCAAGGAUCUGCGUGAGGGUGUGGCCAAUGCCUACACCAUAGUGAGGGAGGGCAUCAACGAUUCGGCCAACACACUCAUCGAAGCGGCGAUCACGGAGCACGACCAGAAGGGUUACAGCGGAGCUGUGGGCGCCGUGGUGCGCCAAAUCCCUCAGCUUGUUGUCUGCCCCGCGGUGCUGGCCACCCAAGCCACCACCAAUAUUCUGGGCGGCGCCAAAAGCUCGCUGGUGCCGGAGGCCAAGCUGGAGGCCCGUGACAAGUGGAAGCAAGAAAUCCACUAAAGGGGAGUUAGGUUUACAGUAGCUGUAGUUCACACGGGGCUAACAACACAAUAACGUAAUGUUUUCUAUUGUUUUACUAACAAUAUUUUACAUAAAAUAAUGUAUGUACAUAAGAGGAGGCACAAAGACGAGGAAUGCCGAGUGAUGAUGAUUCCGGAAUGGGUGUGAUUGAACUUAUCCUUUCUAUUAAGCCAUAUUUACAGUACAUGAAAGUUAUAUUUUUUAUUAUUUUACCAAAAUAAAAGUGUAUAUAAAAGAAUGUA
Molecule: messenger RNA, 6353 nt
Organism: Drosophila kikkawai
Lineage: Eukaryota; Metazoa; Arthropoda; Insecta; Diptera; Drosophilidae
Source: RefSeq, a predicted model, not a curated record